Messenger RNA from Sitophilus oryzae (rice weevil), 1313 nucleotides. Its product is annotated as zinc finger HIT domain-containing protein 2. The transcript is spliced from 7 exons. Lineage: Eukaryota; Metazoa; Arthropoda; Insecta; Coleoptera; Curculionidae. The record is from RefSeq and is a predicted model, not a curated record. Bases 104 to 1252 code for a protein of 382 amino acids.
UUUAGGAGGGUUAUUAUUUAUUUUUUAAUACAAUAAUAAGACGGAAAUUUAACAUUUUAAUUAUUUUAUAUGUAAUUUAUAAUUAUAUCCAAGAUAUACCGUUAUGGCUAGUGCAAAAAUCAUCGAACUGGAUGAGAGCAACACGUGCAAAAUAUGUGAUAAUGCUUUAGCAAAAUAUUCUUGUCCAAAAUGUAACAUUAUAUAUUGUUCACUCACCUGCUACCAGGCAGAGAAACAUAUGGAAUGCUCUGAGAACUUCUAUAGAGAUAAUGUUUUGGAGGAACUAAAUUCAAAUAAUGUAGACAGCUCAAAGGCCGAUAAAAUUUUAGAAAUUCUGAAGAGGACACAUGAGAAUAACAAAAUUGUUGCCCCUGAACCAGAUUUAGAUAGUGAUGUGGAUUUAGAUGACAUCGGUCCGUUUUCACAAUUUGUGGACAUAGAAGAUCUUGAGGAAGACCUAGAUUCGGAUGACGAAGACUAUAUAGAUAUAGCAGAGAGAUUAGCUGGUGUCAAUUUGGACGAUCCCGAACAAAUAUGGGAAAAACUCACCGAAGAUGAAAUACAAAAUUUCGUAUCUUUUUUAAAGUCUGAAGAUGUAAGUAAACUGAUACCUUCAUGGCAACCAUGGUGGCUCUAUUCUGAAGACAAAGUUACCGAGAUCAAUGCAGGCUUGGGAGACUUCAAAAAUAACUGCCCUAAACCGGGAAAUAUCAAAGAUUUCUCAAGUAUUACAAAUAAAGCUCCAGCAAAUAGUGUGAAAUACAAUUUGAUUAAUAUUUUGGCUGCAUAUGCUUUUACAGUAAGAUAUUUUAACGGUGAAUAUUUUGAUUUUGCCAACGAAGCAGUAGCAUCGAUUGCUACCAUUUCCCUAACCCUGAAAAAAGGACAAAAUUUCGAGGAUAGAGAAACCAGCAUCAAGAGUGUUGAACAGGAGUGUAUUAAUAGCGAAUGGAUCAGAACCGACUCAGAAAACUUGGAUUUGAUGAGGGACGACGUCUCAAAAAUUCUGCAAGGCCCUAAUACGCAAGAAAAAAAUUAUUAUGUUCUUUGUGCUCUGACUGACCUAGAGAAUUUACUAAAGGAAGCACAAGCACCGAAAAAUACACAGUCUGGAGAAAAGGGAGCUUUUAGUAAACAAUUUCCUAACGACAUGUUCCCUCAAGUACAGCAUGAGAAGAAAGAAAACAUCAAAAAGUAUUUAAGAAAAGUUGAAUAUUUUCAAAGUUACGCGAAAGACGUGUUUCAAAUGUAAAAACAUAUUGGCUAAGAUCCCAGGGCUGCUAGAUUUUACUUAUUUUCUCACAAAAUAAAAA